Molecule: messenger RNA, 9798 nt
Organism: Hypanus sabinus (Atlantic stingray)
Lineage: Eukaryota; Metazoa; Chordata; Chondrichthyes; Myliobatiformes; Dasyatidae
Product: chromodomain-helicase-DNA-binding protein 8-like
Exons: 31
Coding region: 2276-8632 (2118 amino acids)
Molecular function (GO): ATP-dependent chromatin remodeler activity; protein binding; ATP binding
Source: RefSeq, a predicted model, not a curated record
AAUCAGUGGUGCUGAAUUUCAUGUGAUGAAUUUGAGGCGCUUGUGAGCUUUCUGGGUUGUGGUGUCCGCAUGGUUGGUCCAGAGCAGGCUGUUGCGUGCAGAACAAUGAUUUGUUGAAUGGUGUGAGAUGGGGAAUUGUUGAUACUGUCCAAAAUCCUUGAGGGUUUGAUACCCAUUGCAGCUGGACAGGGUCCCCCUGAGACCACAGCAGGAAUGCUUCUCACGUAAGAAAGAAGGGGCUUGUCACUGGGGGACUAUACCCACGGACUGCUGUAGUCUGUGGGACGGAGGGUGUGGAGACAGUGAGCAGCUCCGUAUUGUAUUCCCUAGGGUUGAGAAGAACGAUGGGAGAUGACGUAGAAAUCCUGACCUGACUUGAUUUAGGCAGAAUGUUUCCCCUCAUGCCAAUCUGGGACCAGGACACCACCCAGCCCACCUCAGUGUGACAAGGGGACAGCUGUGUAGGAUGGAGAUGGGGAAAGGGGGUGUGGACCUGUGGAAUUCCCUCCCCCAAGGCUCAGUCCACCGGUUCGGAGACAGAGAGUUGGCUGGUCAUUGAGGGAGGUGGGCAGAGGGCUGGUGUGGUCGAUCAGCUUGAUGAAUGGGCAACAGGAUGGAGUGAACAAAUGGUGUUUUCAUAGAGUAUUUCUGGUAUUGGUGGGACGCAGAUAUAUCAGGGUAGAAUUCCAGAUGUUACACCGUGAGUGAAUGAGAAGGGGUACAGUACUUGUGGGGACUAGUCUGUUAUUGGAGUACAGUGUUGGUUGGGAUGGAUCUGUGGCAGUAUAACACCAGGGUAUGGUACCGGUGGGGACGGGUCUGUCACUGUAUAACACUGGGGUACAGUACCAGUGGGGAUAGGUCUGUCACAGUAUAACACCGGGGUAUGGUACCAGUGGGGAUGGGUCUGUCACUGUAUUACACCGGGGUACGGUACCAGUGGGGAUGGGUCUGUCACAGUAUAACACCGGGGUAUGGUACUGGUGGGGAUGGGUCUGUCACUGUAUAACACUGGGGUAUGGUACCGGUGGGGAUGGGUCUGUCACUGUAUAACACCAGGGUACAGUACCGGUGGGGACGGGACUGUCACUGUAUAACACUUGGGUACAGUACUGGUGAAGAGGGGUCUGUCACUGUAUAACACCGGGGUACGGUACCAGUCUGUCACUGUAUAACACUUGGGUACAGUACUGGUGAGGAGGGGUCUGUCACUGUAUAACACCAGGGUACAGUACCAGUGGGGAUGGGUCUGUCACUGUAUAACUCUGGAGUAUGAUACCAGUUGGGGGUGGGUCUUUCACUGUAUAACACCAGGGUACAGUACCGGUGGGGACUGGUCUGUCACUGUAUAACACCGGGGUACGGUACCAGUGGGGAUGGGUCUGUCACUGUAUAACUCUGGAGUAUGAUACCAGUUGGGGGUGGGUCUGUCACUGUAUUACACCGGGGUACAGAGCUGGUAGGGGUGGGUCUGUCACUGUAUUACACCAGAGUACAAUUUGCUCCCUUUCUCAACAGCCUCUCCCCAUCAUCGCAGUGCAUGUCUCCAAUGAGCAGUGCUCCGGCACCUCCUCUCCCUUCCCCCUCUACAAUGAAUGAUUCUCCAACAGUACAACAAAAAAACCCCUAAUUGUCCAUUUUAUCCUCGUGUCGAGUUGGCUCCAGCCUCCGUCCCUCACUGCCGGACAGCUGGGUUUGGAGGUUCAACCUGCCAAUUAGUGGGAGUUUUAUGAACAGAAAGCUCCCGGCCCUGUCCCCCUGUCCCCCUCCCCAGCAGCUGGCCUGGAACCUGGGAGCCGGGGCAGCCAGGCCGCAACUACGCCGCGCAAGUCAGUCUGGCUUUGCGUCGCAAACGCCCCGCCUCCCGCCGCUUCCGGGGCGCCUGAUUGACGCGACAGCGCCGGCCAAUGACGGGCGGCUCCGGUCGAUCCUCCAGCCAAUGGACGGAUGCGGCGAGGGCGGGAGCAGCCCGUUCGGUGGAUCGCCUUGGCGGUGCGGCCGGGGCCGUCCCCCCAGCCCCCGGCGUGCGGCGGCUCGGCAGUCCUGGAGAGAGAGUCUCUCCCAGUACUGAGACAUCUGUAGACUAUUCACCUUCCUGUUGACUGAUCCAGCGUUUCGUGCCAAGAGUGAACGGGCAGAGAGGAUGUGCGAGUGACCUCCCUUCCAUCUGGGGGAGAGAGAGAGAGAGAGAGACAGAAACAGAGAGCGGCCCUCCUUUGCCAGCCGGGUGGAAGGAGGACCUUCCCCCCCCCCCCCCCCCACACUUCCCUGAGCCAUGGCGGACCACAUCAUGGACUUGUUUGAUGACCCCGGCCUCUUUGCUGAGGGGCUGGAAUCUCUGACGGCUGGCUCCAUCGCCGACGAGCUGGACCUAGGCGAGGGUUUCGAUGGCCUGCCCCCCUUCCCGACCGGUACCCCUGAGCCAGCCCCGCAGACUGCUCCCUUCCCGACGUUCCCCAGCACCGGGCCCCUCUGGGCCCAACCCCCCGCUGGCGGACAGAGCCCAUCAGCACCGCCCGCACCUGAGCCCGAGUACCUGGUCCACCAUGACUAUGCCUUACAGCAGAGUGGCACUGGCGAGGCUGCCCCAGCUCCUGCCCCUGUCCCCUCUCCCACCCCUUCCCCUUCUCCAGCCCCUGCCCAACCAGCCCUCCUGCCCUUCCCCCAGCCCCCCGAGGCCAUCAGUCAGGGCAACCCCUUCAUGGGGGUCCAGGAUUCUCAGCAGGAGAUCCCUGCUGCCACCUCCUCACCCUCUGCCUCUGGGCCCACCGAGGUGAAGGAGGGGGCACCAGUCCAAUCCGUGGGCCAGGAGCAGCAGCCCGCCUCCUCCUCCACCACCACCAUUGCCUCAUCCACCACUUCCUCCUCGCCAGCCGUUCAGUACAACAUCCGUUACACCCUUCCUGGGCAGCCUACCCCCAAUGGAGGGGUGGUGGUCCCACAGGGGGCCGUGCUGGCCAGCACGCAGACCGUGCCCUAUGUUCUUGGGCAGCCUCAGGAGAGCCAGUCCAAUGGAGCCCCCCUAGGGCAGGUGGUCCUACAGCCCGUGGCAGCACAGCAGAGCACGGCCACCCUCUCGACUGUCAAGCCCAACGUCACCAUUGCACCCUCACCGGCCUCACAGGGUGACCCGAAGCGGAUCACGUUAGUCCUGCAGCAGCCGCCCGGAUCCUCCCAGCCCGGCCAGCGCCACUUGAUGAUGCGGACCCUCCCCGGCAAGAUCCUGAUCCAGGGGCAGCAGCUGACGGCCCUGGCGCAGGGCCAGGCGGCCAAGGGCCAAGCCGGCAAGGUGGUGACCAUCCAGCUGCAGCUGCAGAACCCGCAGCAGAAGCUGCAGCCCUGCCAGAUGUUCCUGCAGCAGCCGGUGACUGUGGCUACCACUGCUGCCCCACAGCAGCCCCAGGGAGUUCGGCAGCAGGCACAGGCUCCAAGGCUGACCGUCCCGCUGCAGGUCUCCCUCCAGCAGCCGGUGCAGCCCCAGGUCUCCGUGCCCACGGUAUCGGUGGUGGCAGCCCAGGUGAGCGGGACAGUGAACGAGCAGCAGCGCAAGCUGGAGCACCAGAAGAAGCAGGAGAAAGCCAACCGCAUCGUGGCGGAAGCCAUCGCCCGGGCCAAGGCGCGCGGGGAGCAGAACAUCCCCCGGGUGCUGGCCCACGGUGAGCUCAGUGGCAAGGCCCCAGGCCCCGACAGCGAGGACAAGCGCCGCAAGAAGAAGUCGGCCUCCCGCUCCAAGGACGCCGACGGGAAGAAGUCUAGGUCCUCCUCCGCUGCUGCCGCCAAAGCUGGCUCCUCCUCCUCCGUCAAGGGCAAGGGCAAGUCCAAACUCAGCACCAUCACCCCGGUGAUCGGCAAGAAGCGGAAAAAAACCGGAUCGUCGGAGGAGAACUCAGAUGUGGAGAGGUCCCCCGCGCAUUCCUCCAAGGACGACGAGGAGUCUGCCACUCAGAAACGGCGCUCCAACCGGCAGGUGAAGAGGAAGAAGUACACGGAAGACCUGGACCUGAAGAUCACGGACGAUGAGGACGAGGAGGUGGACGUGAUGGGCCCGGUGAAGAUGCCGCCGAUGGUGGACGUAGAUACCAGCCUGCAAACCAUGCAGCUGUUCGUGGAAAACCCCAGUGAAGAAGAUGCUGCUAUCGUGGAUAAGAUCCUCUCGUUCAGGGUGGCGAAGAAGGAGGUGUACCAAGGACAGUACAUGGAGGUGGAGGAGUUCUACGUCAAGUACAAGAACUAUUCAUACCUGCACUGCGAGUGGGCCACCUUGCAACAGCUGGAGAAGGACAAGCGCAUCCACCAGAAGAUCAAGCGCUUCAAGGCCAAGAUGGCCCAGAUGAGGCACAUUUUCCACGAGGAUGAAGACCCCUUCAACCCUGACUACAUCGAGGUCGAUCGACUGCUAGAGGAGUCCCACAGUGUGGACAAGGACAAUGGCGAGCCAGUGGUCUAUUACCUGGUGAAAUGGUGCUCCCUGCCUUACGAGGACAGCACCUGGGAGCUGAAGGAGGACGUGGACGAGGCGAAGAUUGAGGAGUUUGAGCGGCUCCAGGCCCGGAAGCCCAAGCUGACCCAUGUGGAGCGCCCGCCGGCCAAGGCCUGGAAGAAGCUGGACCAGUUCCGGGAGUACAAGAACGACAACCAGCUGCGCGAGUAUCAGCUCGAGGGCGUCAACUGGCUGCUCUUCAACUGGUACAACAGGCAGAACUGCAUCCUGGCUGACGAGAUGGGCUUGGGGAAGACCAUUCAGUCCAUCACCUUCCUGGAGGAGGUGUACUCUGCCGGUAUUCAGGGCCCUUUCCUCGUCAUUGCGCCGCUCUCCACCAUCACCAACUGGGAGAGGGAGUUCAGCACCUGGACCGACAUGAACGCCAUCGUUUACCACGGCAGCCUGGCCAGCCGGCAGAUGAUCCAGCAGUAUGAGAUGUACUUCAGGGAUCCCAAGGGUCACUUUAUCCCGGGAGCCUACCGCUUCGACGCGCUGAUCACCACCUUCGAGAUGAUCCUGUCGGACUGCCCGGAGCUGAGGGAGAUCGCCUGGCGCUGCGUCAUCAUCGACGAGGCCCACCGCCUCAAGAACCGCAACUGCAAGCUGCUGGAGGGCCUGAAGCUGAUGGAAUUGUGCUGGGGGCAGCAGGGAGCUCUUGCAGACCGCACUGAUGCUGUUCCCCCCUCCAGCUGGGGUCGGUGGAAGGAUAUCCUGGCCCAUGGGCGGUUCAAGCGGCGGAUGUCAGAGCGAGACGUGGAGGUGAUCUGCCGCACCAUCCUGGUCUACUGCCUGCUCCACUACCGAGGUGACGAGAAGAUCAAGGGCUUCAUCUGGGACCUCAUCACGCCCACCGAGAACGGGCAGACCAAGGAGCUGCAGAACCACUCAGGGUUGUCGGCCCCAGUGCCCCGGGGCCGGAAGGGGAAGAAGAUCAAGAGUCAGAGCAGUUCAUUCGAUGUGCAGAAGGCUGACUGGAUCCGCAAGUGUAACCCCGAUGUCCUCCUCCAGGACGACAGCUACAAGAAGCAUCUCAAACACCACUGCAACAAGGUGCUCCUCAGGGUUCGAAUGCUUUACUACCUGAAGCAGGAGGUGAUUGGAGACCAAUCGGACCGGGUGCUGGAUGGAGCUGACACCAAUGACAUUGAUGUGUGGAUCCCGGAGGUGGACGGGAUGGAGGUUCCGGCUGAAUGGUGGGACAUGGAGGCUGACAAAUCGCUGCUGAUCGGGGUCUUCAAACAUGGCUACGAGAAGUACAACACAAUGCGUGCUGACCCUGCCCUCUGCUUCCUGGAGCAGGUUGGGCGACCGGAUGAGAAGGCCAUUGCGGCAGAGCAGAGGGGAAUGGACAUGUUCGGUGACCUCGGUGACGGCGGAGACUUCGAGAGGGACUUAGAAGAUCCAGAGUACAAGCCCCUAAUUCUGGGCAGGGAACAUCGUGACGAUGAUGGUGAUGGAAUGGUGUUGGAUGAAGAUAUCUCGGUGGAUGGGGACGAUGGGGAGGCGCGCAAAGACGUCUUAAUGGGAGCUGGGCUGCCCAGCCAGUGCCGGUACUGGCCCAUGCCUUCGGUGCUGACGGCCCGCCUGAGGCGGCUGGUCACCGCCUACCAGCGCAGCUACAAGCAGGAGCAGCAGAAGAUGGAGGCGGCAGAGAGGGGUGACCGCAAGCGGCGGCGGUGCGAGGCGGCCUUCAAGCUGAAGGAGAUCGCCAGGCGCGAGAAACAGCAGAAGUGGACGGGCCGGGAGGAGUCGGACUUUUACCGGGCGGUGUCCACCUUCGGCGUGGAGUUUGAGCCCCACACACGGCGGUACCGGUGGGACCGGUUCCGAGACAUCGCCCGGCUAGAGAGGAAGACAGAUGAGACGCUCACCCGCUAUCUGCAGAUGUUCAUGGCCAUGUGUCGCCGGGUGUGUGGGCUGCCCCUCGAGGAGGGGGAAGAGUACCCGGAACCAAGCCUGCUGGUGAGGCAGCUGACGGAGGAGCGGGCCACCCGGGCUCUGUACCGCAUUGAUCUGCUGCGGCGGGUGCGCGAGCAGGUCCUGUGCCACCCGCUGCUGGCGGAGCGUCUGCAGCUAUGCCAACCCUCGGCAGAGCUGCCCGGCUGGUGGGAGAGCGGCCGCCACGACUUGGAGCUGCUGCAGGGGGCCGCCAGGCAUGGCCUGCGCCGGGCCCACGCGCGCCUCCUCUGCGACCCCUGCCUCUCAUUCCGCGCCUGCCGUCUGGCCCACCUCCAGGGACAUCCCCCCUCGCCUGCCUGCUGUCCAGUCAGGGGCACCGGAGGCUGUAGCCCCCCUCCUGGCGACUGGGAGCGUGAGACGGACUCCGAUCUGGAUCGUUCCUCCCUCGCUGACUCCUGUCCCAGCUCCUCAGAGGAAAGUGACGGCGACGGAGCCUGUGCUGAGGCUCGGUCACUCUCGAAGAACUACGACGAGGAGAGCACAAUAUCCCUCAACACCUCCCGGGACGAGACGCAGGAUGGCUUUCCCAGUGAUGAGCUGGAGCCCAGCCUGGGCAACCUCUUGCAUGACAAGCAGCUCCCAGUACCCAGCUGGCCCAAGGACCGAGUGCUGAUCAACCGCAUUAACAUGGUGUGUCACACAGUGCUGAAUGGCUGCUGGCCCACUCCCCGGAGGGCACAGUGCGAUCCCGCCAGAUGCCCGCAGGCCUGCCCUGGCACCCCAUCGCUGGUGGAGAGCCCUGAGGAGACCCCGGUGCCCACGCCGGGAAGCCUGACCAUUGAUGAGGACACCCCUUCCGCCUCCUUCACCAAGGUGAAGAAACACGCCCGCGAGAAGGAGUUUACCGUCAAGAUCAACAACGAGGACGGACUGAAGUUGACCUUUCACAAGCAGCGCCGCCGCCCCCGUAAGCCAGAGGACGAGGAGGGCGAGGGCUCCCGAGGGCCAGAGUUCACCCCCAGCCAGUCAGCCUCAGACAGCGGCCCCGAGACAGAGUGCCCCCGGACCACCCUCCUCACCCCCUCCGCCCUGCUAGAUCACAGCUUCCCCCUGCGGGAAGGGGGCAGCCCCAACCCCCACACAGUCCGCUGCCAGCUGGACGCCGUGCUCAGCGCCGGAUCCAGCCCCCUCUGGAGGCACUCGGUCAACGGGCAGCUAGCCGGUGCACAGAGCCUGGGCAAGAAACGGCGUGGCCGGAGGAGGAACGUGGAGAGGGGAGAGCUGCUGCAGCCCAGCCCAAGCCAGGGGCUCUGUACUGCGAAUGGCGAGGUGGAGCGAACCAUGGAAGAGCCUCAGACGCAGCCACGGCGGCCGGAGCCCGACAUGGAAACCCGUAUCCCUGUGGUCAGCAAGCUGGACGGCACAGUGCUGGCAGGCGACGAAGCCCCCCGGCGCCGAGAACUCGACCAGUGGCUCAAGCUCAAUCCCGACUUCGCUGUCGAUCCCAGCUGCCUAGCGUUUGUCGAGGACCGGCCGAAGCAGAAGCGGCACCGGUGCCGGAACCCCCACAAGCUGGACGUCAACACGCUGACCGGAGAGGAGAGGGUCCCCGUCAUCAACCGCCGCAACGGCAAGAAGCUGGGAGGGGGAUUUGCUCCACCGAUCAAAGACCUCCAGAAGUGGCUACAAGACAACUCGGAAUACGGAGUCGCUCAGGAAUGGGCCGACGUUAUCAAGCAGUCGGGAUUCCUCGCUGAAGACAUGUACGAUCGGAUCCUCAGUGGCCCGGUGGUGCCCGAGGAGGGCAGGAAGAGGGGCCGGCGCCCCAAACACCUCACAGCUGCCCUGCAGGUGAACUCGCUGCUGGAGGGGGGAGGCCUGCGGAGCCUCCAACAGGAGCUGCCCCCCUUGCAGCUACCCGGCCUGGUGGGCUACCCGCAGGCCCCGGCCCCCACCCAGAGCCAGACCGGACUCUCAGAACCUCCACCUGGACCCUCAUUGCCCCUCAGUCCCCUGCUGCUCCCUGCCGUGUAUGGAGGUGGUGUCUACCUGGGACCAGGCGCCACUGAGCUGUCCCUUGGGGCGCUGGACGGCGCCAGGGGACUGGGGGCUGUGCGCGUGGAGGGUGGAGCAGCUGAUGACCAUCUCUCUCAGGGUUACGACAGUGGCGAAGAGGGGGGCGGCUACUGUCACUCCCUCAUGGGUGACCCCAUGAUGCCCACCAACUCCGACCUGAGUGGGGAGGACUGAGGUGUGGGCGGAAAACCCCUCUUCCCCAACCCCGUCUCCCUUCCACACUCACCCUCACCCCCAUCCAACCUCCACGACCCCUCCGUGCGGGGUUUCCGAGUACAGGGAGCUGUGCCCCGCCACCGAUCCGCCACAGGAGGGCAGGAGGAGGGAUCUGUGUUCCAGGAACCGGGUAGGGGAAUGCCAGAGUGUGCCCCCCUCCCACCACCCCACAUUCGAACCAUGGUUGGGUUCCAUGGACCCUCGCUUGCAAUGGCAACUCUCGUCUACUCUCUGGGGCCUGGUCUUCCCUCUCCCCCCCCCCCCCACUCUCUCUCUUUCCUCAGUGUGUGUUCUCUUUUCUUCUGUGUCUCUCUCUCCCAGUCCCAUGUGUGUGUGUCCUCCUCCCCAUAUGUUCCUCUCUAUCUACGUUCUCUCCUGUGUGUCUCUUUAAAUCGUCUCUUCUGUUCUCUCUCUCUCUCUCUCCUCCCCCCCCCCCCCUCACCAUCCCAUCUCUCUGCUCUCUCCUCCCUUCCCACCCUUUCCCUCUGAAUUUCCUUUACCCACCGUUGACCAGUCCCCAUGUGUCCUGUACCCUGGCUUGGGUAGCUGUGGCUGCCACUGGCUAGACCCCUGCCGCUCCCUGCUCCAAAGCUGGGCGGUGACCUUCCGAGACACAGAGAGGACCGAUAUGAUCCUGUCCGGCGGGAGCCUGCAAGCCGAGUCAGGCUCGGGGUGAGGGGCGAGGAGCUGGCGAUCGGAGAUACCCCAUCCCACCAGGCUGCCUCCCCAAGAUGUCGGAAUCUGCACCACUGGAGCCAAGAAAGAGGAACUUUAGUAAUAAAAUUCCAGGGAAAAACGGAGACAAACAAAAAAAAACUUUUGGGGCGGGAGGGAGGAAUGACUUGUUUUUGAGAAAAAGCAAUGUGUUGGGACUGAAAAAGCGGAAGCGCUUGCGUGCGUGUGACAUCGACGUGCGCAUGCGCUCUCUCUCACGCGCACACACACAGAGCAAGGAGACGAGGUUUAAAUUAUUUCAUGAAUUUGUGACAGGGCAAGGUGUAUAUUUAACUGCAGUGGAUGUGCGGACAAUGUGUCCAGUUCCAGUGUAUCUACAGAUCCUUAAUGUUUUCACUGGAGACAUGUAAAUAAACAGACGAAAGAUCCAGGGAUUUUUUUUUCCUGUA